Molecule: messenger RNA, 228 nt
Organism: Linum tenue
Lineage: Eukaryota; Viridiplantae; Streptophyta; Magnoliopsida; Malpighiales; Linaceae
Source: the annotation of a GenBank genome assembly
CGGAAAACGACUGGGAAGCGGCAGCCGGUGAAUUUAAGGCGUCCGAGAAGACGCCAGAUACCUCCUAAACCUCGCAAUUUGUGCAGUCAACUGCCGGGAACCGCCGGAGAGCUUGGACUUGGGAAGGGCCACCGCUUCAAGCCUAUCAGCUUCAGGGCCCUGCUCACGAUUGAAAAGAGAAGGGUUUUUGAAGGUGAAGGACGGAGAACGAAAGUCUGGAGCCUGGAG